CUCCCUCCCCCCCUCCCCACCUGCUUCCCUGCCGCAUUUCUCUCAUGUCUCUUCCCCUCGGCCUCGAGCCACAGGUCCUCUCCAUCAGCCGAUGGCUGGUGGCAUCGGGCGCGGGAGGGGCCCCGUCCGGGGGCCCGGUCCCAUUGCCUACCUCCCUGGUGCUGGUCAAUCAACCGGUCCGAAGUGCCGAGCUCCUCCAAUUGCUUUGGGCACAGGUGUGCCUGGUUGUUUGUGCGGAUGGCGCCGCCAAUCGCCUGUUUGACCACUUUUCUACUUCCCCCGAGGACCAGGCCCGCUUCGUGCCGGACAUCAUCACCGGUGACUUGGACUCCAUCCGAGCCGAGGUCCGGGAUUAUUACGCGACACGGGGCUCCCAUGUGGUGCUCAUGUCCGGGCAGGAUGACACCGAUCUGGAUAAGGCCCUGGUGCAGGCACACAUGCGCCUCGGCUCCCAGGCGGAUGCCAUUGUUCUUGAUUGUCUGGAGGGACGGCUGGAUCACACGAUGCAGACCAUGAACAGCGCCCUGCUCUACGGCAAAGGCCACCAUGCGGGACUGGCUCGAGCCAUGGGACCCACCGGCAGCCCGAUUCCGCCGACCCCGCUGCUGGAGGCCUCGCAGGCGCCCCGGUGUUUGCUUCUUGGCCCGGCCUCCGCGGCCGUGGUUCUGGAGCCGGGGUCUUACAUUCUGGAGUGUGAUGCCGACGUCGAGGGGCCCACCUGCGGGCUGAUUCCCCUUUCCGACAGCCGGCCGGUUGUGUGGAGCCGUGGCCUGGCUUGGGAUUUGGAUGGGGCGGAGCUCUCCUUCGGCGGGCUGAUUAGCUCGUCGAAUGCCUUUUCCCCGGUGCAGCCAACCAUUCACGGCGAUGGGACCGUGACAAUGCCGAGCUCGCGGCGAUCUGCCUGUCAGCGGGCGGUGCUCGAGCAUGAUGCCCCUGCGAAGCACUCGGCGGAUGGCGCCUCGAAGCGCAUUGUCUGCCUGCGUGUCGAGGGGGCCAGUGUCCUCUGGACUGUGGAGUUGCCUCAGCGGGAUUGAGGGCCCGCCUUGUGGCCCCUCUCCUGACACCGAAUCCGCCCUCUUUCCCCCUCGAUUCCCGUGUCUGUUCCAUCUCUCCGGUUCGCAGUUCUCACCAGCAACCGGCUCCUCCGUUAUAGACGUGCUAAUCGGCACACACACACACACACACAC
Molecule: messenger RNA, 1187 nt
Organism: Fonticula alba
Lineage: Eukaryota; Rotosphaerida; Fonticulaceae
Exons: 7
Coding region: 45-1034 (329 amino acids)
Biological process (GO): thiamine metabolic process; thiamine diphosphate biosynthetic process
Molecular function (GO): ATP binding; thiamine diphosphokinase activity; thiamine binding
Source: RefSeq, a predicted model, not a curated record